GAGUGUGUUUAUUAGAAAGAAUACCAAAAUGGCGGCCCCCGUGCUGGGUGUUCGCACGUUGAGAAACGUAUUGACCAGCAGAGUUUUGUCCUUUCCUGCCAAACAGGUGUGUGUACUGGGUGGAAGGAUUUUAGAGGAACCAUCACAUCAAAGUACUUGUGUAACCCCAGUACGCAGUCACUCUGUCAAAUGGGCUGUGAUGAAAGAUGCCAAAAAGAGAGAAACUGUAAAAACAGCUUACAGUGACAGAUUACGAUUGAACUGCAUACGAAAAAAUACCAUUUUGCCAAAGGAAAUAAGGCAUGUAGCAGACGAGGAGAUUGCCGAACUGCCACGGAACUCAAACCCCAUUAGAAUUGUAGCACGGUGCGUUGUAACUGGGACCUCCCGGGGGAUCGUACGCAGGUGGCGCAUGCAUCGCAUACCUUUCAGGCGAUUGGCUGACGAAAACCAACUCUCCGGAGUGACAAGGUCCAUAUUUUAGAUCAGUCCUUGUGGAUUUGACUUGUAAAUUGUAAGGAUUGGAAUCUUGUUUGUUCUUGCACACUAAAAUGUACAUGUAUCUGUUGUUUACACUUAGAUGGGAUGUAUGAAUUAUUAAAUGACUUUGAAUUCAGGGUUUGGAAAUUAUAAUUAAACUCAGAAUGAACAUAGAUACACCUACUAGACCUUCUGACGAGUAAUCUGUCUCUCAUAGACUCUAUGGGGAUGUAACCUAAGCAUCAUUUCUGAAUUUUCUUUGAAACUACAGUUGAUGUGUGGAAAGUUGUGUCGUACCUCUGGCAGGCUAUUAAAUAGUUACAGGCUAAAUGUGCCACACAAGCAAGGGCCUUAUAAGAACAUUAAGUUAAUGGCAGGAGUAACAAUUUCAAACUGUGAGGGCCAUGUGCAGAUUUCUAUGUAUUCUGUGUAUAAUUAGGGGAGACUCCCCUUGUUUCUAUUGUAAAUAUGACAGCAGACAAUAAAUAUAUGCAUCU
Molecule: messenger RNA, 977 nt
Organism: Lingula anatina
Lineage: Eukaryota; Metazoa; Brachiopoda; Lingulata; Lingulida; Lingulidae
Product: small ribosomal subunit protein uS14m
Biological process (GO): translation
Cellular component (GO): ribosome; mitochondrial small ribosomal subunit
Molecular function (GO): structural constituent of ribosome
Source: RefSeq, a predicted model, not a curated record